Molecule: messenger RNA, 2532 nt
Organism: Symbiodinium sp. CCMP2592
Lineage: Eukaryota; Dinophyceae; Suessiales; Symbiodiniaceae
Source: the annotation of a GenBank genome assembly
AUGUGCGUGCGUGGUACGGCAGAGAAUCCCGAUCAAAGCCGGGUCUUCUGCUCAGAAGGUGGCAAACGCGGGAGGGUCCGGGCAGUCCGAAACGAAGCCGAGCUCCGCCUCCGACCCAUCAGGCGGCUACGUCUUGUGACAUUGACGCCAGCACGCAGGAAACAUCAACCAAGACUGCUUCUUCACUGCCUCGAGGCAGAUAGCGAGACAACGAAGUCCCCCAAAGGGGAAGUGGAGCUGCACAGGUCCUUCUCAGCCAUCAACGAAGAAUCCGGCACAGCCUGGGGUGGUGGCGAGGAGGGCCUGACCAUCAAAGUCGGCCUUCUGGGAGCGGACCUGGAAAACCUACGAGAGGGCUGUCAGCGCUUGGCCUGCGAAUCAGAAGAGAUCGUGCAGGCUAUCUUCGAGCGUCUUGGAAUCUUGCACUGUCGCACCUCCCGGAUCGAGACUGCCUUGGGACUGCCGCCGUGGCAGCCUCCAGAAGACAGUGAUGAGGCCGAAAUGAGGACAGCACAGACGGAUGACGAGAACGGAGACGAUGCAAAAGGUGCAACCAUUCCACGCUGCCUGCGAGGGCAUGCACUGGUGCCGGAUGAAGAAGGUGCCGAGGGGCCACCGAAGCAGUGUGCCUUCUGCAAGAACCGGAGGCAAACACAGUUUCGAUGCAGCGAGGGAUGCUACUUCCAUGCAUGCCAGGAGUGUGUGCUCGGAGCGCCGGAAGGUGCAGGCAUGGAAAGUGCAGACGGGGAGAGUGGGGUCGCUUCCGCGACUGCAAAGGAGGACAGGUCUGACACGGCAACGAAAGCUCCGGAAGAAGGCACGUCCCGUUCCCCGUCUAACACCUCUGACGAGUCCCGUUGCGAGAAGGCGGACGAUGCCUGUUGUCGGCCUCCACAAAGCCGGCCACAGACACCGUCAACGAUGAUGCAAGAGGACUCCACGGAUGCCCGCCUGGAAGUGGACAGCUUCGGUUCAGAGACACCAGAUGCCGACCUGCAGGAGGAGGCAGCAAGGCCUCCGCGGCCUCCAAGAGAAUCUACCAGCGGGCUGAAGGCUCGGCUUUCUGCACUGGAGGCAGAGGUGCGAGAGCUAAGUGUAGCCUCUGAGAGUGCAGUCGCCAAAGAAGCGGCUGCAAUGGCACAGGAGGCCGCAGAGGCAUGCUGCACGGCCUUGCACGAGGACGUGUCGAGACUGUUUGCUGCUUUCGAAGCCGAAGUAAAGGCAUCGAUCAUGAAGCUUCAGGGCCAGGAACCUGGCGAAGUCCACGGAAUCGGCACAAGUGCCCACGAAGAGGUGCAGAAAGAGCUUGCUGAGUUUGCAGAGGCAAUGCAGCAGAACUUUGUCAGCACUUCCGAGUCCUUGCGGCAGAUGGUAGUUGAAGCCCAGGAAGAGGCUGAAGAGCGACUUCUGGGAAAGGCAAACGGGAUGCACCAGACGGUUGAAGGACUCCAUCUACGGCUUGAAGCACUUGAAGCAGACCUCCCACGUGGCCGCGUCCGAGCCUCCAACAAGGGUCCUGCUCCACGGACUGUCCCUGCAGAAGGAAAUGCCAUCGAGGGCUUGGCCCUCGGCUUCUCUGCCCUGGUCAGAUCGCUCGGACUCUCGAAAGGCGAACGUGUUGGGCUGGACUGGAGCUGGGAAGAGGCUGGCCUGCGCAUUGAGGAGGCGUGGGCAGCAAAAGCACGCGAGGCAUGGCAUCUUGGCCUGCCUCCGAAACCUGACCUCUUCGAUUUCCUUCAGAGCCAGGUCCGCGCGACAACUUCUACCACGGCACCAGCGCCCAGACUGCCUGACCGGCGGGAGGCAGCCAGGCUUACCAGCCGGCUUGCUUCCUCUCCUGUUUCCUCUGGCUGCGGUACCUUGUCGUUCAGCCCCCAAAGCAGUGCAGCCACUGAAGUUAAAGACUUGGAGGAGUCGUCUCCGCUCCAAAGGAGCGGUUCCUCCGGUGGCAUCGGCCUUGGCGGCCUUGGCCCAGGGCCAAAGGCCCAGCCUCGCGUCGCCUGCCCUUCGCGCGGCCGAGCCGCACGAGGUGCUGAUAUGGUCAAGGGCUCGGGUGUGCGACACUUUCCCGACUUGACAUGCCAGAUCUUGGCCUGUUCUAUUGGCAUCUACUAUGACUACGGAUAUGUCGUGCUUGCGCACUGCAUGUCCUGGAUAUCCAACAUGUACCUGACCAUCAAUGUGGUGAAGGCACGUAAGCAGUAUGGCAUCAAGUACCCGGCCCUCUAUGCUCCCGACGGCCACCCCCAUGCGGAGAGUUUCAACAGUGUGCAGCGAGCUCAUCAGAACACUCUCGAGAAUUGGGCACCGGUGCAAAUCUUGAUGGCAUUCAAUGGCAUUCUCUAUCCCAAAUUUGCUGCUUCUUGUGGCAUGAUUUGGGCCUUCGGCCGAAUUGUCUAUGGCUAUGGGUAUGCCAAGGGUGGACCUGACGGGCGCAUGGUGGGAGGAUUGCUGUCUCAUCUUGGUGACUUCCCGCUCCUCAUCGGUGGAUUCGUGACCGCAUUUGGGAUGAUAUCGGCCAAGAGCACGUGA